Molecule: messenger RNA, 1127 nt
Organism: Sphaeramia orbicularis (orbiculate cardinalfish)
Lineage: Eukaryota; Metazoa; Chordata; Actinopteri; Kurtiformes; Apogonidae
Exons: 5
Coding region: 39-710 (223 amino acids)
Source: RefSeq, a predicted model, not a curated record
UUUUUGCACCUGUUGGCUUAUGGUCAUCUCCAAACAUCAUGCUGCUUCGCGUUUGUCUUGUGUUCUUAUUGCAUGUGGUCACAGUUAAUCCCUACUCCACAUUUAGACCUUAUUAUAGCACCAUCCUGCAUACAGUGCUCCCCCGUCCGGAGAAUGUCCAGCUUUUGGCUAUACCAGAUUACCCAGUUGCAGAAGGUCAAAGAGUUGACAUGCACUGUACCGCUGACGAUGAGUAUGUUGUCAGUAAUUGGACCUGGGACAGAAUGAACGAUAAUGGAACCGUUACAACAGUAGGCAGGAGCAAGGAUCUGACCCUAACUGAGCCAGAGCAGAGUGGCCAGUACCGCUGCUCUGCCGGCAACCUGAGAGGAUUUUUACCGAGCUCUGUACACACAGUGUAUAUCGUGUCCAUUCAAGCAAAAGCAUCUGAAAACCUUGGAAUCGCAGGUUUUGUCCUGUCUCUGCUUGCCCUCAUCAUCAACCUUGCUGUUGUUUUAUGGCUGGUUUGGCAAAAACUUUAUAGUACACUGACUGUGUCUCAAACGUCCACCACAGGUCCUUCUAAGCCUGUAACAGAACCAAAGGAAGGUUUUCAACAAGAUGGCGCUGAUAGAGAUGUGUACAUGAAUUACACAAGCUCUAACCAAGCCUAUAGUGAUCUGGAUCCCAAAAAUAUGACUGAUGAUAACUUGUACUCAAGUUUGUCUUAAAAAUUUAACUAAAGGUAGAGCUGUGCAAAGGUCCUUUUUACUGAAGAAACGUCUGCUCUGCAAAAAAUGCUCGCUUUAACUUAAAACAUUAGCAUACAAAUAGUAGAAUAUGUUCCUUGCAAUAUUUGAGCAACUCAUUUUCAUUCUGUUUGAAUGCAAAAAUAGACAUUUCCUCCAUAAACGCCUGAUGCCUCAACUUAAAAGCUCUUGUUUUUAUACCAUUUUCCACCGAGGCAGUUCCAAGGCUAGUGCAAGACUAGGGCCUUACCUUCACCCAUACAGACCUAAUGCUACUUUUAUGAUAAUUCCUAAGUGUCUUAAGUGAUUUUUUCUUUUUAUUCUUAAGUGAUUUAUUUCCAUUUAUUACAAUAUUAUCCUCUGUAUUUUGCUUUUCUUUUUAUGUGAAAAUCAGGCAUU